Messenger RNA from Varanus komodoensis (Komodo dragon), 8035 nucleotides. It is a transcript of the gene MYLK, whose product is annotated as myosin light chain kinase. The transcript has 30 exons. The coding region runs from base 9 to 5789 and encodes 1926 amino acids. The record is from RefSeq and is a predicted model, not a curated record. Gene Ontology annotation, molecular function: protein kinase activity; ATP binding; protein binding. Gene Ontology annotation, biological process: protein phosphorylation. NCBI's taxonomy places the organism in Eukaryota, Metazoa, Chordata, Lepidosauria, Squamata, Varanidae.
CUUUUAACAUGGGGGAUGUGAAACUAGUAUCUACUAGGAUCUCCAAAGCCACCUUGACCUUGGACCACUCCGCUCUGAGACCUCCUGCUCCAACGGAAGCACCGGCAUUUACCUUACCUCCAAGGAAUCUCCGUGUACCACUUGGGGGCACUGCCAGGUUCGAAGGAAAGGUCAGAGGCAGCCCAGAACCUCAGAUCACAUGGUACAGAAAUGGGCAUCCUGUGGUGGAGGGAGAGCGCUAUGUAGUUGACCGCAGCAUUCGAGGACUUUGCAGCUUGAUGAUCAAAGGGGUGCAGGAGGAAGAUGGUGGCCCAUACACAUGUGAGGCCACAAAUGCUGGUGGAGUUCGCCAGGUGACAGCAGAAUUAACAGUGGAAGGAACUGUUUUGAAGAAGUACAGUCUGCCUUCCAGUGUCAAAAGUUCUGGUGCUAGACUUACUGUUCCACCUGUAGAACAACGACCAAGCUUCUGGGGUGAAUGUCCACCCAAGUUUGCAACAAAACCCAACCGAGUCAUUGUGCGGGAGGGACAGAUGGGUAGAUUCUCCUGUAAGGUUACAGGGCGACCUCAGCCUCAAGCUGUUUGGUUCAAGGGUGAAAUUCAGGUGCAGAAAGAUGAUCGUUUCAACAUGUUUGAGAAAGCAGGCAUCCAGUUUUUAGAAAUCCGAAAUGCUCAGCUGGCUGAUGCUGGAACUUACACUUGCACUGUGAUGAAUAGUGCUGGGAAGGCUUCUGUGUCUGCAGAGCUCAUGGUUCAAGGUUUUGUCAAGAGAGAGGCAUAUGUUCCACCUCCAUGCACAUCAACAAAAUCCAGCACAACCAUCACAACCAAAGCAAUUGAAACCUCAGAGUUCAGAAGGGCCACCAGCAAUGGGAUUGCUAAGGAACUCAAAUCCACAACAACUGAACUUUUGCUUGAACCCAAAGAAAGGCCAGCCAUGAAGAAAGAGGCCCCUCUUCCUUCAGCCAAAGAAACCAAACUGAAUGCAACAGAACAGUCAAAGGAACCCAAUGUAGAGCCACCUAAUGAAGAAGGGAAAGGUUGUAGGGUCCUGCAGAAAACAUCAAGCACAAUAACACUUCAGUCUGUUAAAGUACAACCUGGGCCGAAGGCAGAACUGAAAGCAACUUCUUCUGGAGUGGAAAGCAAUGGGGAAAAGCCAAAGCAGCCAGCCACUGCAGGUUGGCAGCCUGGCCCCUCUGCCAAGUUAGGUGGUCUGAGGGCAAAGGAAAUGGAAGCCUGCACUGGCUUAAAGAAAAGCAUAACAGAAGUAAAGAGGGAGACCCAAGGGAUCCCUCCCCAAUUUGAGUGUCGCCCACAAAGUCAAGAAGCACUGGAAGGAGAAGAGGUUACAUUCAGAUGUAAAGUUUCAGGGAAACCUAAGGCAACUGUUGAAUGGUUCAAAGAAGGAUCCCCAGUGGAGGCAGGAGAUGGAGUUCAGAUAUAUGAAGAAAAUGGUGUCCAUUGUUUUGUCCUGAAAAAAACCAAUUUGGAAAACAGUGGGUCUUACUGUUGCACAGCCUCCAACACUCAAGGUCAGGCUUCAACCAGAUGGAUACUAACUGUAAAAAGGCCUAAAGUGAAGGACGUUGCUCCGCAUUUUUCCAGUGUACUGAAAUCCUGCAGUGUGAGUGAAGGGCAGGAUUUUGUGCUUCAGUGCUCCAUUGAGGGAACACCUGUGCCUCAGAUCACUUGGCUUCUCAAUGAUCAGCCAAUCCAGUACGCACAUUCUCUCUUUGAAGGAGGAAUUGCAAAGCUGACUGUACAAGAUGCCUUACCAGAAGAUGAUGGGGUGUACACUUGCCUGGUAGAAAAUAGUGCUGGAAGGGCAUCCUGCAGUGCUCAAGUUACUGUCAGAGAAAAGAAAAGCAGAAACAGAUUAGAGAGUGCACCUCCUGCCCCUGCCAGCAAAACGUUCCCUCCCAUCUUCCUUAAAGGCCUAACUGAUCUCAAGGUGAUGGAUGGAAGCCAAGUGAUUAUGACAGUAGAAGUUUCAGCUAACCCGCCUCCUGAAAUAAUUUGGCUGCACAAUGGGAAAGAAAUCCAGGAAACAGAAGAUUUUCACUUUGAGAAGAAGGGCAAUGAAUAUAGCCUGUAUAUCCAGGAGGUAUUCCCGGAAGACACAGGAAAGUACACCUGUGAAGCUUGGAAUGACUUAGGAGAAAUUCAGACUGAAGCAACACUGACUGUACAAGAACCCCAGGAUGGAAUUCAGCCGUGGUUCAUUAGCAAACCGAGGUCAGUUACUGCAGUAGCGGGGCAGAAUGUCCUCAUUUCCUGUGCCAUUGCUGGAGAUCCUUUUCCCACAGUACACUGGUUCAAAGAUGGUCAGGAAGUGACACCUGGAGGAGGCUGUGAAUUCUUACAAAAUGAAGACAUCUUCACAUUGAUUAUAAGAAAUGUACACCUUCGUCAUGCUGGCCACUAUGAAAUCCACCUCAGGAACCCAGUUGGAGAAUGUAGCUGCCAGGUGUUUUUGAUGCUGAGAGAAAGUUCUGUUUCCAAAGGAGAAACACAUAGCGAUGGGAGGCAGACAGAACGAAGAGAUGCUGAUAAUCAUGAUGCACUGACAUUUAGAAGCAUUGGUGGCUUCAGAAAAAAUACUGGUGAAUCCCAGCAAGUUGAAGAAGAGCAGAAGGACGUCCGUGGGGUGCUUAAAAGGCGAGUAGAAACCCGAGAGAGCACAGAGGAAAAGCUUAGGCAACAAGAGGCUGAGCAGAUUGACUUCCGUGACAUUUUGGCAAAGAAAGUCAGUACCAAAAGUUUUUCUGAGGAGGAGCUGAAGGAAAUUCCAGCCGAACAAAUGAACUUCCGUCCUACCCUGCAGCAGGUCAAGCCCAAGACCGUGAUAGACGAAAGAAAGAUACAUUCUCCUCAACAGGUAGACUUCCGUUCAUUGUUGACUAAGAAGGGCACUCGCAAAUCUACCUUGACAGAGAAGGCACCAGAACCAGCAACCCCAGAUUUUAGAUCUGUACUUUCUGGGAAGAAAAAAGUACUGACUGAAAAUGGUGGCCCUGGUGCCCAAGCCCCGAAUGCCAGUGCCAGCUCCGAAGCACAGAAACCCAGCAGUAUCUCUAAAGUGUCAGAUGCCAACACCAGCUCCAAGAACCCACCAGCAUCCAAGGCACUGGACACCACUAAUUCUGGCUCUAAACUUCCAGACACAAACACUGUUUCAGAACCCAAAGGUGCCAGCUCCAAAGCUAAAAUUCUGAAUGUUAGUGCUAACUCUGAAGCCCAGGUUCCUAGCACCAACUCUGAAAUGCCACACAGCAAGCCAGCGGAGAAAGAGAAUAAGAAUGACAUCAAUUGCAAAGGUGGUUGUCCACCAGUGGUGGAUGGGCAGAUAAUCAAAGAGAAGAUAAAGGAUAACAAAACAGAAUCUAAGGGGACAGCACCAUCCUUUACAGAAGAGCUAAAAGAUACCCAUGUAGUAGAAGGUGAAAAAUUAGUCUUGCAGUGUCAGGUUUCCUCAGAUCCACCUGCUACUGUUACCUGGACUCUGGAUGGGAAGGUCAUCAAAUCAUCAAAGUUUAUUGUCCUCUCCCAAGAAGGAUCACGAUGUUCCUUAGUCAUUGACAAGACCUUUCCUGAAGAUGAAGGCAGGUACAAAUGCAUAGCUGAGAAUACUGCAGGAAAAGCAGAAUGUACUUGCAGUGUUUUGGUGGAAGGUGAGGCUACAGUAAAGAAGAAACGAACUCCAAAGACUCCACCUAAAGCAGUUCUUCCACCUCAGAUUGUUCAGUUCCCAGAAGACCAAAAAGUGCGGGUUGGCGAAUCCGUGGAACUGUUGUGCAAAGUAGCAGGAACUCUACCCUUAACGUGUACCUGGAUGAAAUUCCGCAAGCAGAUCCAAGAGAAUGAGCACAUCAAAAUAGAGAAUGCCGAGAACAGCAGUAAGCUAACUAUCUCUUCCACGAAGCAGGAACAUUGCGGAUGCUAUACUUUAAUGGUAGAAAACAAGCUGGGCAGCAGACAGGCCCAGGUCAACCUCACGGUUGUAGAUAAACCUGAUCCUCCUGCAGGCAUGCCUUGUGCAUCUGACAUCAAGAGUUCUUCCCUUACUCUCUCAUGGUACGGCUCCUCAUAUGAUGGGGGAAGUGCAGUGCAAGCCUACACAGUGGAAAUCUGGAACACAGUGGACAAAAAAUGGACUGAUCUCACUACUUGUCGUAGUACUUCUUACAAUGUCCAGGACCUGCUGGCUGACAGGGAGUACAAAUUCCGGGUGCGAGCUGCUAAUGUGUAUGGGAUGAGUGAGCCAAGCCAUGAAUCAGAGUUGGUAAAAGUGGGAGCCAAGCAGGAAGGCCCUAAAGAAGAGGAGGAAGAAGAAGCAGAAGGGUCUGAUGAUGAAGAGAAAGAAACAGAAAUUGACUAUCGAACAGUGACCAUCAAUACUGAACAAAAAGUUUCAGACUUCUACAAUGUUGAAGAAAGAUUGGGAUCGGGGAAAUUUGGACAAGUCUUCCGGCUUGUUGAGAAGAAAACUGGAAAGGUUUGGGCAGGAAAAUUUUUCAAAGCAUAUUCAGCUAAAGAUAAAGAAAAUAUAAGGCAAGAGAUCAGCAUUAUGAACUGUUUGCACCAUCCAAAGCUUGUCCAGUGUGUAGAUGCCUUUGAAGAGAAGGCUAACAUUGUCAUGGUCUUGGAACUUGUUUCUGGAGGGGAGCUGUUUGAGAAAAUCAUCGAUGAGGACUUUGAACUAACAGAGAGGGAGUGCAUUAAAUACAUGAAACAGAUCUCAGAAGGGGUACAGUACAUUCACAAGCAGGGCAUUGUUCAUUUGGAUCUGAAGCCUGAAAACAUCAUGUGCGUCAACAAGACUGGUGCACGAAUCAAGCUGAUUGACUUUGGACUUGCACGACGAUUAGAGAACGCAGGUUCUUUGAAAGUUCUCUUUGGGACACCAGAGUUUGUGGCUCCAGAAGUUAUAAAUUAUGAGCCUAUAGGGUAUGCUACUGACAUGUGGAGCAUUGGAGUCAUCUGCUACAUCUUGGUCAGUGGACUUUCUCCUUUCAUGGGUGACAACGACAAUGAAACCUUAGCCAAUGUUACCUCUGCAACCUGGGAUUUUGAUGAUGAAGCUUUUGAUGAGAUCUCAGAUGAUGCCAAGGACUUCAUCAGCAAUCUUCUAAAAAAAGAUAUGAAGGACCGCUUAGAUUGUACCAAAUGCCUCCAACAUCCUUGGCUGCAAAAAGACACCAAAACCAUGCAAGCCAAAAAGCUGUCCAAAGAUAGAAUGAAAAAGUACAUGGCUAGAAGAAAAUGGCAGAAAACAGGAAAUGCUGUCCGUGCCAUAGGAAGACUAUCUUCUAUGGCAAUGAUUUCUGGCCUGAGUGGAAGAAAGUCCUCUUCAGGCUCACCAACCAGUCCUGUUAAUGCAGAAAAGAUGGAACCUGAAGAUGAAGCUGCCAACACUCUCCUGGAACCUGUUGAUGAAGAAAGGUCCCAUGUCAAACCAUAUUUCUCUAAAACUAUUCAAGAUAUAGAAGUUGUAGAAGGCAGUGCUGCUAGAUUUGACUGCAAAAUUGAAGGUUACCCUGACCCAGAGGUUAUUUGGUACAAAGAUGACCAAUCAAUCAAGGAGUCCCGGCACUUCCAGAUAGAGUAUGAUGAAGAUGGCAACUGCUCUUUGACUAUUUCUGAAGUUUGUGGGGAUGAUGAUGCCAAAUACACCUGCAAGGCAAUUAACUGUCUUGGAGAAGCAACUUGUACCGCAGAACUCAUUGUGGAAACAAUGGGCAAAGAAGGAGAGGAGGAGGAAGAGGAGGAGGAGGAGGAGGAAUGAAAUAAAGCUAAUGGGAGAAAGAGAUUUGAAAAACCACCUAUUAAAGACUUUAAGAGGCUCAUGCAGUAUGACAUUAGGUCAUGGGUUCCUUGGUUUGUUUCAUCAGCACAAUAUGACGACACCGGCUUGUUCUAUUUAUGGGCAUUAACUUGAAUUAGCAAGCACUUUAGGUGGCUGUUGUGCUUGGAUUUUGUUUAAGUUAAAGCAUCAAUUGCAUAGUCCAACAGUGAAUGUGAACACACCCUAUGAAGCUAAUCUGCAAUUUUAAAUGGUUGACUAUUUGUUGAACUUAACUAAUCAGGAGAAGGGGACUGGACAACUGUUCCAUCAACUAGUACAGCAACAGUGCAGAACUUGGAGUACUUAUGUUUCAUUUCUCCUAAACACACUUGCAUUUCUGUAAGCCCCUCUGAUGUUCCAGUACAUCACUGAAACUAAAUAAAUGCAAGUGUGUUUUGAGAACAUGGGGCACAAUCUAGCAGCAAGGUUGCCUGCAAAGGGCUCACUGAAAAGACAGGAGCUGUACAAAGUAACUUCCUAGUGGAGUGUAUCCUUGAACUCUAAAUCUUGGUAUAUAUGCAAUUUGGUUGUUCUCUACCCUAUUUCUAAGUGAAGACAUUUAUCCUCCCCACAGCACUUUUCAUACUGAAAGUAUUAUGUAUCUUCAUUAAUUUUUCCUCUGAACAUUACGUUUUUAAGUCAAAAUGCCUAAGUUUAAGCCAAUAUAGUUAUCACUGGAAUAAAAGGAAUAAAUUUAGCAUAAAUCGCAAGUUUGACUAUUUUAUAAAUCACAGCCUAAAUAUAGUUGUCCUGCUAUGAAAAUUAAAAGCAAAUUUCCAUUAAUUUAUUUGUUGCCAUAGAUGAGCAGUGGAUCUUUACUUCCUCUAUUGAAAAUAUUUCUCCAUGAGUGCCAACAUUUACAACCAUAUUAACAUCAGCAGGAAAUAGCCAGGAUGUUCACUCUUCAACUGAUCACCUGGCACAUCCAGGAUUUUACACACCCUGACAAACUGUCCAAACUCUUGUUGACAUGAAUGUGCUGAAAUAUGACCCUUGCGAGUCAAUGACUUAUGGCAGUUUCACCAUGGACUGAUAUUGACUGACCAGCUUUUUUCCACAGCUGGUAGGGACAGAAAUAGUCAUAAAGAUCAGCCCUACAUUUCUCUUACUUUGUGGCAGAUUCCUGCCAGGGCAACUAGACUGAAUAAAGAACCUGUUUUGCAACUGUGUUUGCUAGGCUGCAGUAAAAUGUGAUUGUUUUGAAAUGCCUGCUGUUGCAAAACAGUAAACUGUAAAGUCAGUGCGUAUGUGGGGCAACUCAGCUUGUGACCUAUUUGUGGCUUGGUUUGGUUAGUACAAUGAUUUUUUUCUUGAUGUUUAGCUGGAAACUGGAGUGAACAAGGAAAGUGAGCCUAGAUUACAUGUUUCUCUACAAGUUCCAAAGAACCACAGAUUAGCUCAGUAUCUGUGAGACAAAUGUCUUAAAGAAAAAAAAAAAAAAGCAUAACCAACAGUGAAAGGUAAUCUCUUCCUAAAACCAAUUAACACCUUCAGAUUUAUCCACAUUGCUUUUCUUUCACAAUUAGUUGCAAUUCAGAGUUCUGAAACAUUAUACAAAAUCAAAUAACAGUAUAUGUCCACUCUGUGCAUCAUUCCAGUUGUGUGGCUUUAUUCCACUUUGUGCAUAAAGUACAAGCAUAAGAGCUGACUUUUAAAAAAUACACAACAAAGCUUACUUUAGGUCUUCAAAGCAAAACAGGGGAAAUUAAAUGUAUUUUAAUACAGAUGUAUACGGUAUCAUCUUUAGAUUAUUUGAUUGUAGCUAAUCUUAUGUUUUCUAUAUUAUUUGCUUGUCUGCCUGUCUGAAUACAGCAGCUCAGAAUUUCAUAUAUAAAGCUCACUCACAAUUGCUGUGGGUUUUUACUGCUUUUGCUGUUUCUUGCUAGGUUGAGGUUGCCAGCAUGUCUUCUUAAAUGGAUAUAGAACUUUUGUUAUAUUAAAACACAAUAAUUGCCAGAUUGCCACACAAUUCUUAAAAGAAAAUGUUUUAGCAUUAAUUACUGCAAACAAAGCAUUUUCUCACAUGUUUUUAAUGUGUUAAAACAAUGGGUGUAUUUUUUUUUUGUAUACCUUAAUUAAAAUAUGCUGAUGUUUUCCAGGUUUCUUGAAAGAUGAGAUCUGCAAGAUUUGAGAACACUACAGCUGUAGUUACUCAUGAUUUCUCAAUAAACAACUACCACAAGGCA